Messenger RNA from Prorocentrum cordatum, 1538 nucleotides. NCBI's taxonomy places the organism in Eukaryota, Dinophyceae, Prorocentrales, Prorocentraceae. The record is from the annotation of a GenBank genome assembly.
GCGAGAUCAGGAUGCGCGGGCUGCCGCUCCUGGCCACAGCCGCCUGCGGAUGGGCUGCGGCGACCCGGGUUUACGCCGACGUCCGCCACGAGGACCUGCUGCAGGAGCUGGAGGCCCUGAGAAGUGAGGUCGAGCGCCUUCGCGGGCGGGUGCGCGUCCUGGAGUACGAGAAGGAGGUUGACAGCCAGAACGACACUGUGGCCGCCAGCGUCCUCGAGGCCUGGGGCGCCUCCACGAACCUGCGGCGUUCGCUGGGCAAGCGGGCUUUGGUCGUCGCCGCCUCGCAGGCCAGCAAUGUUUCGACGGAGGGCGAGCCCGAGCCCUGGACGGGCGACCACUGGGGCGUCUCAGGAGUGGAGGGCGGGAGCGACAAGUUCACGGAGUGGCGAACGGAAAAAGGGGGCGGUUGGGGUUCAUUGAUCUGCGCCGUCCUGUUUAUUGGCGUGUUUGGGUCCGCCCCGCUCGUGCACAGUUAUGCGUUAGGUACUAAAGCCUUCACGAAGGUUCACGUCAUCGAGAGCGUGUUCCUGUAUACGUGGUUGUCUGUAGGAAUCAUUGUAUUCACACAGCACAUCGAGUUCCAGUCUCCGCACUUCAGUCAGGUUCGCACCCUCAGCAUCGAGGAGGCGGUCUACCUUGUGGCCCAGAUCGUCACGACGGUCGGCUAUGGGGACAUCACACCUGCACACCCGAACGGGCAGGUGUUCGUCGGAUUCUUCGUGUUUUUGGCCAUCAUGCUCGCGGGCCAGAUGAUCUCGGAGCUCACGCAGUUGUACGAGGCGCGCAUUGGGGUGCUGCUCCGCAAGGCGUCCAAGGCUAUUGAGGUUUUGGGUGAGACUGUGAGCGUGAAGCUGACGUCUCUCCACUCCAGCAAUCAGCUCCAGCUUGAAGCCGAGAAAGCGGAUGAGGUCAAGCCUCGGCGACGGCACGCGGUGUGGAUCGCGGCGGUGCCGAUGAUGCACAGCGCCCUCGCCUUCUCGUUUUUCGCGGCAGUCGGGGCGAUCUUCUUUGUCAUGUUCCCUGGCGAGAACAAGACUCCGUUGCAAGGGAUCUACAUGUCGUUGAUCACCCUCUCCACCGUGGGGUUCGGAGCGUUCACGCCCACCACGCACGGUGGCAUGGUCUUCUCGGCGUUCUGGAUGCUCUUCGGGGUCGCGUCACUGGCUUCGCUGGUAUCCAGCCGCGCGGCCUUCGCAUUGGCACUGAGGAAGUACGAAGCGGGCACGGACGACUCGUCCUCCGAAGCGACGGACCACAGCGCAUCGGAGGCUUCGGAGGAGGAGUCGCGCGAGGGCCCUGCAGGGCCGAAGGGGGUGCAGGAGCAGAAGGCGGAGCAGAAAGCGCAGGACGCUGGUGCCACCCUGCACCCGGAUUCGGAAGUGAUGACCUGCCCCCACUGCGGCAAGCCGUCCAUGGUCGGGCACGGCAACGGCACUCGGGACCCUACCUCUAGUCCCAUGCCGGACAUGGCACUAGAGGUGUCGGUGCUCUCGAGUCCCGUGCCCAGGAGCGGUAGGUUCGACCGGACAUGGCACUAG